GCGCCGCCGCGCGCCCCGCCCCACCCUCUCCUUUGGUUCCGGCGCGGUGACGGCGGGGAUGGCGGCGCUGAGCCUCACUGUCAACGCGGGGAGCCCCCCGCUCGGAGCUCUGCUGACAGUGGAGCAUGCGAAGAACGAUGUUGACAUUUCAGUGGAAGAAGGCAAGGAAACCAUCCUCCGUGUGUCUGAGCAUGUUUCAUUUACUGAUGUGAAUUCAAUAGUUCGUUAUCUGGCUAGAGCUGGUGCUUCUGCUGGGUUGUAUGGGUCAAAUCUGGUGGAACACACUGAGAUUGACCAUUGGCUGGAGUUCAGUGCUACAAAGUUAUCUACUGCCAACCAGUUUCUUUCAGCAGUUGAAGAGCUCAACCACUGUCUUUCUCUAAGAACAUACUUGGUUGGAAAUUCUCUGAGUCUUGCAGACUUGUGUGUCUGGGCUGUACUAAAAGAUAAUAGCACGUGGCAAGAGCAAAUACAGCAAAACAAAGCUCCUGUCCAUGCAAAGCGAUGGUACAGCUUUCUUGAGGUACAGCCUACUUUUCAAUCUGUAGGCACCAAGUGGGCUUCUGGUACACCAAAGGUUAAAAUGGCAGCAGAAAAGAAGGCAGAUGUUGGGAAGUUUGUUGAACUUCCUGGUGCAGAGAUGGGAAAGGUCAUUGUAAGGUUUCCUCCUGAAGCAAGUGGAUAUCUACAUAUUGGUCAUGCAAAGGCUGCCCUGCUCAAUCAGCACUAUCAAGUUAACUUCAAAGGAAAACUUAUUAUGAGAUUUGAUGACACAAAUCCAGAGAAAGAGAAAGAAGACUUUGAAAAGGUUAUUCUUGAAGAUGUUGCAAUGCUGCACAUCAAACCUGAUCAAUUUACAUAUACCUCAGAUCACUUUGAAACAAUAAUGAAAUAUGCUGAGAAGCUUAUUCAAGAAGGGAAAGCGUAUGUGGAUGACACUCCUGCAGAACAAAUGAAAGCAGAGCGUGAGCAAAGAAUGGAAUCUAAACACAGAAAUAACUGUGUUAACAAGAAUCUUCAAAUGUGGGAAGAAAUGAAAAAAGGAACAGAAUAUGGACAAACAUGUUGUCUACGAGCAAAAAUAGAUAUGAGUAGUAACAAUGGAUGUAUGAGGGAUCCAACUCUUUAUCGUUGUAAAAACCAGCCUCACCCACGGACUGGAAGUACCUACAAGGUUUAUCCAACAUAUGACUUCGCCUGCCCCAUUGUUGACAGUAUUGAAGGUGUCACACAUGCAUUGAGAACAACCGAAUACCAUGACAGAGAUGAGCAAUUCUACUGGAUCAUAGAGGCGCUGGGCAUAAGGAAACCAUACAUAUGGGAGUAUAGCCGGUUGAACCUCAAUAACACUGUGCUCUCUAAGAGAAAGCUUACAUGGUUUGUCAACGAAGGGCUUGUGGAUGGAUGGGAUGACCCAAGAUUUCCCACUGUGCGUGGUGUCCUAAGAAGAGGCAUGACAGUUGAAGGGUUAAAACAAUUUAUUGCUGCUCAGGGCUCCUCUCGCUCUGUUGUGAAUAUGGAGUGGGAUAAAAUUUGGUCCUUUAACAAAAAGGUUAUAGACCCAGUAGCACCUCGGUACACUGCUUUACUGAAAGAUGCAGUGGUCCCAGUAAAUAUUCCUGAAGCUCAAGAGGAAAUGAAAGAAGUGGCUAAACAUCCAAAGAAUGCUGAUGUUGGGUUGAAACCUGUGUGGUAUGGCUCCAGAGUCCUGAUCGAGGGUGCAGAUGCAGAGACCCUGACAGAGGGAGAGGUGGUUACAUUCAUAAAUUGGGGCAAUGUUAUCAUCACUAAAUUAAACAGAAAUUCAAGUGGAAAAAUUGUGUCCAUCGAUGCCAAAUUGAACUUGGACAAUAAGGACUUCAAAAAAACUACUAAGAUCACUUGGUUAGCAGAAACUCCACGUGCACCACUCAUCCCCACUGUCUGUGUUAAUUAUGAGCAUCUAAUUACUAAGCCAGUUCUAGGUAAAGAUGAAGAUUUCAAGCAAUACAUCAACCGAAAUAGCAAGCAAGAAGAACUGAUGUUGGGUGAUCCUUGCCUUAGGGAGUUAAAAAAAGGGGACAUCAUACAACUUCAGAGGAGAGGAUUCUUUAUUUGUGAUCAGCCCUAUGAGCCAGUGAGUCCUUACAGCUGUAAAGAAGCCCCAUGCAUUUUGAUUUACAUCCCUGAUGGACACACUAAGGAAAUGCCAACAUCGGGGUCAAAAGAGAAGACCAAAGCUGAAACUGCAAAGAAAGAGGCUAGUUCAGCUGUAAAAGGAAAGUCUGCUCCACUUGCUGGUGAUAGCUCUACUCCAGCCUGUACUCCAUCUGAAGGUCAUCUGGUCAUUUACAACAGGGUGGCUGCACAGGGUGAUAUAGUUCGUGACUUGAAAGCUAAGAAGGCAGCAAAGGAAGAUAUUGAUAAAGCUGUGAAACAGUUGCUGGCCUUGAAAGCAGAAUACAAAGAGAAGACGGGCCAGGAGUAUAAGCCUGGAAAUCCUCCAGUACCUGUAACUGAACAGUCUUCAAAGCUUGAGACCUCUGGUACCCUGGACAGUAAGGCUCUGUAUGAUAAAGUAGCUGAGCAAGGAGAAGUGGUCCGAAAACUGAAAGCUGAGAAAGCAGCUAAGGAUGAAAUAGAUGAAGCAGUAAAACUCCUUCUUUCUCUAAAAGCUGACUACAAGGAAAAGACUGGGCAGGACUACAAGCCAGGACAUCCACCAGUAGCUCAAAGUGCUUUGCCUCAGGCCUCAAAUGCAGUCCCCAGUGGUCCAGACACACCUGAAGCUAAAGCCCUGUUUAGCAAAGUGGCUCUUCAAGGAGAUGAAGUUAGGAAAUUGAAAUCAGAAAAAGCAGAAAAGGAAAAGAUAGAUGCAGCUGUUAAGGAACUUCUUCAAUUGAAAGCCCAAUAUAAGUCUGUUGCAGGAGUUGACUAUAAACCACUUUCUGCUAGUGGGGCUGAUGACAAAGACAAGAAGAAGAAAGAGAAAGAGAACAAGUCUGAAAAGCAGAGUAAGCAACAAAAGCAAAAUGAUGGCCCCAAAAAAGAACCUUUGCAAGGACAGAGUGGUAAUGAGCUCUCCUCAAGUGGAUCAGGAGAAGGUCAAGGCCCUAAGAAACAAACUAGGCUGGGUCUAGAAGCUAAAAAAGAAGAAAAUCUUGCAGACUGGUUCUCUCAGGUGAUCACAAAAGCAGAGAUGAUUGAAUACUAUGAUGUGAGUGGCUGUUACGUUCUUCGUCCUUGGGCUUAUGCUAUUUGGGAAGCUAUCAAGGACUUCUUCGAUGCAGAGAUCAAGAAACUUGGAGUGGAAAACUGUUAUUUCCCCAUGUUUGUGUCCCAGGCUGCCCUAGAGAAAGAGAAGAGUCAUAUUGCUGACUUUGCGCCUGAGGUUGCUUGGGUCACAAGAUCUGGGAAAACAGAUCUGGCGGAACCAAUUGCUGUGCGUCCCACAAGUGAAACAGUCAUGUAUCCUGCCUAUGCAAAGUGGGUGCAGUCACACAGGGAUCUUCCUAUCAGGCUUAAUCAGUGGUGCAAUGUUGUGCGCUGGGAGUUCAAACAUCCCCAGCCUUUCCUACGUACUCGUGAAUUUCUUUGGCAAGAGGGUCACACCGCGUUUGCAACAUAUGAAGAAGCAGCAGAGGAGGUGAUGCAAAUGCUUGAUCUGUAUGCUCAAGUGUAUGAAGAUCUCCUAGCAAUACCUGUUGUGAAAGGAAGGAAGACAGAGAAGGAGAAAUUUGCAGGAGGUGAUUAUACAACCACCAUAGAGGCAUUUAUAUCUGCCAGUGGAAGAGCUAUCCAGGGAGCAACGUCACAUCAUCUAGGGCAGAAUUUCUCAAAGAUGUUUGAAAUCGUAUUUGAAGAUCCCAAGAAACCAGGAGAAAAACAAUUUGCUUAUCAGAAUUCCUGGGGCAUUACAACUCGAACUAUUGGUGUAAUGAUAAUGAUUCAUGGAGACAACAUGGGAUUGGUGCUCCCACCUCGAGUAGCCUGUGUUCAGGUUGUAAUUAUUCCCUGUGGUAUCACAAAUGCCCUUUCGGAAGAGGACAAAGAGGCUUUGUUGAAGAAAUGUAACGAGUAUCAUCGUAGGCUGCUUAGUGCUAAUGUCCGUGUACGAGCCGAUUUACGAGACAAUUAUUCACCUGGUUGGAAGUUCAAUCACUGGGAGCUUAAGGGUGUUCCAGUCAGGGUUGAAGUGGGACCACGAGACAUGAAGAGCCAACAGUUUGUAGCUGUUAGGAGGGACACAGGACAAAAGCUGACCUUUUCUGAACAUGAAGCAGAAGAAAGACUGAAGCAGAUUUUGAAUGAGAUCCAAACUAACCUUUACAACAGAGCUUCUGAGGACCUAAAACGUCAUAUGGUGGUGGCCAAUACUAUGGAGGACUUUCAGAAAGAGCUUGAUUCAGGAAAUAUUGUACAAAUCCCUUUUUGUGGAGAAAUCGAGUGUGAGGAUUGGAUCAAGAAGACCACUGCCAGGGAUCAGGAUCUUGAGCCUGGCGCCCCAUCCAUGGGAGCAAAAAGCCUCUGCAUACCUUUUCAGCCUCUCUGUGAACUACAGCGUGGGGCAACAUGUGUCUGCGGCAAAAACCCUGCCAAGUUUUACACCCUAUUUGGUCGUAGUUAUUAAACUGCUAGUCAAAGCACCUUCUCCUUUAUCUGUGAAUUGAACUUUUUUUAAUAGACGGAAAUAGCCCCCAAAAUUAACCAGUUUUGUGACUUUUUAAAUGAUUCAAAAAAAACAAAGCCAUAAAUCAAAACACCCCCCUCCCCCCUUUAAUUGUCAGUUUUAGGCUAGCAGUAAUUCACAGACUUUUCUGUAAACAUCUCUAAUAAUAAACAUGUAUUGUGAGCUGUA
Molecule: messenger RNA, 4837 nt
Organism: Colius striatus (speckled mousebird)
Lineage: Eukaryota; Metazoa; Chordata; Aves; Coliiformes; Coliidae
Gene: EPRS1
Product: glutamyl-prolyl-tRNA synthetase 1
Exons: 32
Coding region: 59-4609 (1516 amino acids)
Biological process (GO): prolyl-tRNA aminoacylation; translation; glutamyl-tRNA aminoacylation
Cellular component (GO): aminoacyl-tRNA synthetase multienzyme complex; cytoplasm
Molecular function (GO): glutamate-tRNA ligase activity; ATP binding; proline-tRNA ligase activity
Source: RefSeq, a predicted model, not a curated record